Messenger RNA from Dufourea novaeangliae, 516 nucleotides. Its product is annotated as succinate dehydrogenase assembly factor 2, mitochondrial-like. Bases 61 to 516 code for a protein of 151 amino acids. Gene Ontology annotation, cellular component: mitochondrion. NCBI's taxonomy places the organism in Eukaryota, Metazoa, Arthropoda, Insecta, Hymenoptera, Halictidae. Gene Ontology annotation, biological process: tricarboxylic acid cycle; protein-FAD linkage; mitochondrial respiratory chain complex II assembly. The record is from RefSeq and is a predicted model, not a curated record. The transcript is spliced from 3 exons.
UAUACAUUUUGUGCUAUAAAUUUCGCUUCCUAAAUAGACGUAAGACAUACAUCAACGAAAAUGAAUGUUUUUGUAAAGUCCCUGGUAUCGAUUGUUAAACCGAUACCAUUGGCAAGAAGUAUUACAACGAGUUGUACAUUAUGUAAAAAUGAAUCUGAAGAUAUAAUUCAUCCAGAUGGUCAUGAACCUCAUAUACCGCCGUAUAUUGAACGUAACAAUGAAAAUACGGAAGUUAAAAGAGCUAGGCUGGUGUAUCAAUCUCGUAAACGCGGCAUGUUAGAGAACGGCCUCCUUUUAAGUACGUUCGCCAAACAAUAUUUGUCAGAUUUUAAUGAUGAACAGUUACAACUAUAUGACCGUCUCAUAAACUUACCAUCAAAUGAUUGGGAUAUAUUCUAUUGGGCCACAGGAGCAAAGCCCACCCCACCUGACUUUGAUAAUGAAAUUAUGGACUUGUUAAAAAAACACAUAAAAAAUGAGGAUCGCCAAUUAAGAAUAGUGCAACCUGAUUUAUAA